AUGGCCGCCUUAUCGACAACUCUCCCCCUAAACCGCGACUCAGUCUUCUGGGCGCACAAAGUCGUCAAGAAUCACGUCCAUCGCACCCCAGUCGUGACCAAUCAGACGCUCUCCGAGCUUGCAUCGACACCAAGAGCGGUUGAAGACUUGGAGGGCACUCGAUUCGCCGGAAGGACACCCGCAAAACCUACCCUGAGAUUGUGGUUCAAGUGCGAGAACUUGCAGCGCAUCGGAGCCUUUAAAGUGCGCGGGGCGUUUUAUGCGCUUCACAAGUUGACUGAGGAGCCCGGAUGGUUGGAGGGAGGCGGAAAGGAAAAGGGCGUAGUGACGCAUAGCUCUGGAAAUCAUGCACAGGCUCUCGCCCUCGCAGCCAGGGAAAACGGCAUCAAGGCUCACAUUGUCAUGCCCGAAAUCUCCAUCCCGGCCAAAAUUAACGCCACAAAGGGCUACGGCGCCAACGUCGUCUUCAGCGGCAGCACCAGCGUCGAACGUGAAGCCGUCACCGAAAAGGUCAUUGCCGAGACCGGUGCACGGCUGGUCCCGCCUUAUGACCACCCCGACAUCAUGCUGGGCCAGGGAACCCUCGGACUGGAACUCCAGGAUCAAGUCGAAAGCAGCAUUGCCUCAUCAGUCAACUCUGCUGGGCAGACCUUGAGGGGCGUGUAUGCCGCCUCGGCGAACAAGAAAAAGGGCAAUGUGCAAGGACUCGACGCCAUCAUCACUCCCUGUGGCGGCGGAGGCAUGCUCUCUGGCGUGGCCCUGAGUUGCGAGGGCACCGGCAUCCGCGUCUUCGGAGCCGAGCCUUCGUUCCAGGGAGCUGACGAUGCCAAGCGAGGAUACGAGUCGGGCGAACGUGUCCCAACCGUGUCUUCACUCACUGUUGCUGACGGACUGCGAACGCCAUUGGGCGUGCACCCCUGGAGCGUCAUCUACGAGCGGCGUCUCGUGAGCGGCAUGUUUAGCGUGACGGAUGAAGAGAUUCUCAAGGCGAUGAGGCUUGUGUAUGAGCGGAUGAAGCUGGUGGUUGAGCCGAGCGCAUGUGUUCCGCUGGCUGUUGCGCUGUUUGACGAGGAUUUCAGAGCGCUUGCGGAAAAGGAGGGUGGCGUAGAGGGAUGGGAUUUGGGCCUUGUGUUUAGCGGCGGAAAUGUUGCUGUUGAUUCACUUGGAAAGCUGCUCGCCGGAGAGAAAUAA
This is a messenger RNA of Trichoderma harzianum CBS 226.95, 1191 nucleotides long. RefSeq lists its product as hypothetical. The record is from RefSeq and is a predicted model, not a curated record. Bases 1 to 1191 code for a protein of 396 amino acids. Lineage: Eukaryota; Fungi; Ascomycota; Sordariomycetes; Hypocreales; Hypocreaceae. Gene Ontology annotation, molecular function: D-serine ammonia-lyase activity; L-serine ammonia-lyase activity; magnesium ion binding. Gene Ontology annotation, biological process: pyruvate biosynthetic process; D-serine biosynthetic process; L-serine metabolic process. The transcript is spliced from 2 exons.